Messenger RNA from Physcomitrium patens, 2930 nucleotides. The record is from RefSeq and is a predicted model, not a curated record. Lineage: Eukaryota; Viridiplantae; Streptophyta; Bryopsida; Funariales; Funariaceae.
UGUCCGAGGAAGCAAUAGAGUUGGGUGAUCUGCGAAGUGGUUUACGAGCAGGGGUGGGGCGAGAUUUGGAGCGAGGAAGGAGAAGAACGAGGAGGAGGAGGAGCUGAUGGAGGAGUAAUGUUGUGGGUGGUGGUGGCUGAAGUGAUGCAGGCGUGACUGCAGAGAGUGGGUGGGUUGGGUCAGGAAUCGUGGUUUUGGCUUUCGUGGCAGGCGCGAUGGUGGGGGAGAGGUGGACGGUUGUGGCAAUCGCAGUCGCAAUUUUGCCGCUUCUUGCAUCGUUGAAGGAAGCUGGAGCGGUGACAGAUCCCUUCCGGAGAGACCCUGGGCACCCACAAUGGCAUCAUGGCAAUUUCCAAGACCACAAGGACAAUGUGCGGAGGAUGACUCACGAGUUGCUUCACUCUCGUGCGCAGGUUCCAUUUCCAGUGGCACUCGAGGUCAACGUUGUUCUGAUUGGGUUCAUGAACGAUGGGGGUUAUCGAUUCCACCUGGAUCACGACAAAUUGCAUCAGCACAUGAAGUCAAGUUUUCCUACGCAUCGACCCUCUUGUAUGGAAACGGGCGAAAUGCUGGACAUUGAAUUCGACAUAAGUUACAAUAUCGUACCUGUCGGCCGAACGGAACUCCUUGCGACGGAAUAUGAAAUCAGGGAGAAGAUGGUAGAGAAAGGUGUAGCUAGAGAGAGUGAAUUUGGUAAGGAAGUUCCAUGUUUUGAGGUCGAAGCAACAGCAGUGGAACCAACUUUUAAUAGGCUCUAUAGUUACUUGUUUGGACUUCCGGCAGAUGCGAGUGCGGACCUUGACCCUAACAGAGCCUUACCAAACGCAAUUUUCAUACUCAACCUCGACAAGGCCCGGAUGGACCCGAAAAAUAUGACCGGAGAACCCCUUGGUUUUGACAGCCUUUCCGAACUCAAUGCUGAGCAAUUUCAGAACCAAGAAGCUGGCUAUGUUUAUCGGUAUCGGUACAAUGGAGGUGCUGCCUCGCAAGUCUGGCUUAGUCACGGAAGGUAUGCGGUAAUUGACAUUUCAGCGGGACCUUGCUCAUACGGGAGACUGGAAUCAGAGGAAGGGAGUGUAGGACACAGAACAGUACCCAGACUCCAGCACCUUUUACUUCCUGCGCGUAGUCCCGUUGUCAACCCUUCCUUGGUAGAAGACGUUUUUUGUGGUCAAAUAUCUGGAACAAUAGUGUCUGCUCUGGAGCACGUCAUCGCCCCAGAUGUCAGGUUUGAAACUGUUGAUGUAUCAUCACGCUUGUUGGUGCCCAUUAUCGUUCUGCGAAACCAUUUGCAUUAUAGCGUACUUCAACCUGGAAAUAACCACAGCAUAGAUGUGGAUGCGAUCAGACAUCAGGUGAAGGGGAUGCUGCAGCCUCGGCAAGAAGUUAUGGUUGUGGCAGGGAUACACAGUUUACAUGAUCAUGAACGCCUGGCCAUGGCUGUGGCAAAAGCCAUGCGAGGAAUGUCCACUCAUGACACACGGUCAGAUGGCCGCUUUCACGUUAGAACCUUGACCUUUCUCGACGGAGCUGUGCUGCGAGAGGAAAUGCGACACUCUGCUGAUGUACUUGCUGCAGGAAUUCUAGAAAUGGCUGACCCAGAACUUUCUACGAGGUAUUUCAGACACAGGCAACCACAGCAUGGCUGGGAGGAACCGCCCAAAAAUGAAGAGGGCACUGUGGUAAAAUCACGCCAGCUAAGGUACCCAUACGGCAAAAAGAGUGCACAGGAAAAGGAUGCCAAAAGGACUGGUCGAGAUCGCAAGCUUUCAGACUUGGUAGCACCAGUUUCUAAGUCUCACGGUACCCGAGUAAUCCCUGUAUUUGUCUUGUCUUUGGAGGGAGUGGAUCCACAGCUUCUGAUGGAAGGAGAAAAUCUCAUGUGGGUGAGUCAUGACGCUGUAUUCGUCCUCCAACAUUCUGGAGGCCCUAUAACUCUCAGUGCUGUGUCAGAAACAAAAAGAAUGAAAGCAACACCAAAUUCUCCACAACGUCAUAUAAUAGCCGGGCUUGCGGCUGUAGUUGGUGGACUGGUAGCACCCUAUGAGAGGGCAUCACAUAUACAUGAUCGCCCUAUCCUUGAUUGGCUUUGGGCUUCAGGUCACCAUCCCUUCGGCCCCUUCUCAAAUACGUCUACCGUGAGCCACAUGCUGCGUGACACUGCAAGGGGUAUUUGCAUAUUGUGUGAUCGUUCUGAGGAUUGCGUGCCUGUGGCUGAUAUGGUGCAGCGUAAUGCAGUCUAUGCCCGCAUGCAUGUCGCGUUGAAAACUAUAAGAGAGUCCACUGAUAACAUCCAAGCAUUUAUCAGUGAGCACCUUCGCACACCUAUGGGAGAAGAAGUUAAAGGCGAGAAGAAGAAAAACAAAGUAGAGCUAUGGAUUGACAAGUUCUAUAAGAAAACAACCGCCUUGCCAGCCCCCCUACCACAUGAAAAAAUGGAGAGGUUGGAGAACUAUUUGUCCACUUUGGAGGAUCAGCUGGUGCAACUGUCAUCCCUUCUUUACGAUCACCAAAUCAAGGACGCCCUAGGAAACGCUUCCACUGUCAUGCAGUCUGCUCUUUUUACCCAAGACUAUGUAGAACACAUGAUAGCAUCGGAGAGGGAUACUAUGCGGUGCUGCAAAGUUAUUUAUGCGAGGGCAGUGCAGUCCACACAGACAUUCCUUUACGGUGGAAUUCUAGUAGCUGGAUUCCUCGUGUACUUUUUGGUAAUAUAUUUCUCUUCUUCAGAGCGAUGAUAUUCAUCUGUUUGUCUAAAGUUAGACCUUCCCUCUUCCUCGCUCGCCCUCUGACUCCAACUCAUCUUGGAUAGCCCAAGUUUUCAACAGUUCAUAAAGACGAUUUAAGGCACGGACAACGUAGUGUUUGCACAUCUGCAUCUUGUAUGUAUAAAGCACCAUGUUCAAUAGCCAAUUUAAACUGCAUUGUUA